Messenger RNA from Microsporum canis CBS 113480, 729 nucleotides. RefSeq lists its product as hypothetical. Lineage: Eukaryota; Fungi; Ascomycota; Eurotiomycetes; Onygenales; Arthrodermataceae. Bases 1 to 729 code for a protein of 242 amino acids. The record is from RefSeq and is a predicted model, not a curated record. The transcript is spliced from 7 exons.
AUGUCUUCAAUAUUAACAUGGUUAAGGACAACAAUUCGGAGGCUACCAUAUCCCCUAUACGAUUUCCUAUCGCUCGGGGGUGCUUGGAGAGGAAUAAUUCGAGGAUUUCAGAUCCCAGAAGUACUAUACUGUGAUAUCUUUGAUUCAAAAUAUCAAGUGGUUAGGAAACUAGGCUUCGACGUCAUUCAGCUUUGCAUCCACAUCUCCGCCAUAGUCCUAUAUAUUAACACAUGCCCUAGAGGGCAUAGACAUGUUGCCUUGAAGAUACAUAAACGCGAGGGAGUUGAUCAAGAUGAGAUUGAAGCAUACGAGCAACCGAGCAAGGGAAAUCAGCAGCUCUCGCCUCCUUUACUAUUGACCAUCCCCGAGGCAGCACUAUUGUCUGCUUUCGUGACCUUUUAUAUAGAAAUCCAACCCAGCGAUUUACAGAAGAUCUUCCUAAAGCAGAGCUCGUCCAAGCUUGUUAACUGUGCUCCAAUGUACGCAUCUAGGCGGUUUGGCUUAACAAGGAAAAUUGGAAAUGCGGCUUUGAGCGAUUUUGGCUCAGCACCUGGUGUCUAUAGGUCGCCGGAAGCGAUGCUGAACAUUGAGUGGAGCUACCCUAUUGAUAUAUGGAAUGUAGCGGAUAUGUCGUUUGAUAUAGGUCAAUGGAAAGCUGAUAUUAAGAUGUAUCUUCAGGGGAGAAACAAGAAGGAAUUUUUGAGCUUUAUGAGAGAUAUGCUACAAUGA